AUGGGUCAACAGCCACCAAGUUUGUGUUCUCUGUGCGAGAUGAGCUUGAUGAGAAACCAUUUAAUUGUACACGAUGUUGCAAACGUGCCUUACAGAUUGAUACGCAAUGUUCUUUUGAAGUGUAAAUUGGAUCAGCUAUGUAAGUUGGAAAAGAGCAACGUCAGACUGGUUUUUGAAGACGAAGAAGUGUGGUAUGAAUUGUUGAAAAAGGAUUUCCCGAUGCAUGUACACGAGUCCAGCGCCAGUAAAAGGGACGAGAUCUGCAAUUUCUAUGCAGAAUUUAUCGAAGAUAACGAUCCGGAGUUUAUGAGAGAUACUGAACUGAUGAAGAAACUCUUGCGAGCAGCAGUGCAGAAAGAUCCAAUUACGCUCAAGUACCGAGUUCCAAGCCGAAUGCUGUAUUUUAAGUACCAGAAGGAUAUUUUGCGGAAACAAGAAGCCAGUGCGCAGCGAUUAAGGCUACGAACUCAAGAAUUGAAACAAGAAAAGGCUAAGAAUCAAAUUGUGGCCCUUGAAGAUCCAGUUUACUGUGAAAAACAGAGCAAGAGCUCGCGAUCCGUGAACCCGACUGACCGCUCAGGUUUGUUUCUGAAAUCCUACAAAGAAUCGCAAAAACGUCAACAAUUAUUCCGUAGUGGUGGAUUUGACGCCAGCACUCAAAGACCCGUACGACGAGUCGCAUUUGGUGGCGGGGCCGUCGCCCCCGUGGCAGCCACUCCUUCUACACCGCGAAAUAGGACCCCAACACCAGGUUCUGGCGCCGAAAUACAGUUCCAGACCUCGAGUCCGACGACUUGUUCCGUUUCUGAACUGCCAAAACCCAAGAGCCCCAAUAUUUCACAUUCGCAGACCAGCCCAACUUGCCCCGGAACCCAGCGGAAGAAAAAACAAGAACAAGCCAGCAUUUUCCUGAAACGUAGAAAAUUGCAUCCCAGUCCAAAGCCUCAUAAGAAGUCAUCCGCUGUUGAACCUACAAAACCAAAAAACCGGUGGUUGUUAGCCUAA
Lachancea mirantina is the source of this 1005-nucleotide messenger RNA. Lineage: Eukaryota; Fungi; Ascomycota; Saccharomycetes; Saccharomycetales; Saccharomycetaceae. The record is from the annotation of a GenBank genome assembly.